Molecule: messenger RNA, 1290 nt
Organism: Trichogramma pretiosum
Lineage: Eukaryota; Metazoa; Arthropoda; Insecta; Hymenoptera; Trichogrammatidae
Product: U11/U12 small nuclear ribonucleoprotein 25 kDa protein
Exons: 2
Coding region: 690-1223 (177 amino acids)
Biological process (GO): mRNA splicing, via spliceosome
Cellular component (GO): U12-type spliceosomal complex
Source: RefSeq, a predicted model, not a curated record
AAAAAAUACGUAACGUGAAAGAUAUUGAUACAAUAAAUAAAAACUUUUAGUUCAAUAUAUUGGCUCAUUGAACGGUAUACAAUUUAUGUUAAGAUUCUUUCCAUACAUUAAAAUUUUGUUCUAACAUUUGUAAAUUAACUUGUUUAUUUUGAGUAGGUUGAAAUUGUAAUGUAGUUAGUUUUAAUUUAAUUAAUCUGUAAAUUAAAUUCGCGUGGUGAAAGUACAAAACAAGAAAAAUUGUAUUGACAAAAUUAUGUGGAAAAACUUUACUAAUAACUUCAACAAUGCAAUGUUAUAUUUUUUAAUCCAAAUUUUAUUUCUAUCAAAUCAAUAUCAAAAGAUAAAGGGAAAUAAAAACGAUUGACUCAAUGCGUUUGUACACGAUUAUAAAUCAUAAAAUUAAAACAUCAUAUCACUAGAAAAAUCCCUAUAGUCAAACUACAAUUAUAAUUUUCAAAAAAGGUUCCAAUGCGAGUUAGAUCAUACCGUGUGCAGGUAAAAUCCUUGUAUUGUCAAUUCGAUGGUGAAUGAACUGAUUGUCUGCUAUACGCCAUAAAGGCUCCUUAGAUGUUUUUCUCUACUGUCAGUGUCACUCUUUCAUCGCACGUGAGUACACGAUUGAAACAAAAUUGAGGAGCCUGAGUUGAGUUCAUUUAAAAAUAACGCGCGAAUUUGGCAAUAAUCAUACAAUGAGCAUGUUGACAGAAACCAUAGAAGAUUCAAAAAAUUCCGAAGAACCGUGUCAGGAAAAUGUUGAGGAACAAACGGAAAUUAAAAGCGAAGCACAGAGCAUUACACACAAGCGUUUGGUAGACUUGACCAACGAUGCAAUUUUUAAUAUACUUCAAAGUGAUCCCAUGUUGUCAGACUUGCCUCCCAAUCCUACGGCAGAAGAGAUAAGAGCUCAGAAAGCUGUCGCUGAAGGACAAGCUAUUACUUUGUUUAUUGAAAGAGGAGCUUUACCAACUCUCCCAAUUGUGGUACCUAUUAAAUCUACAUCUAUAGCAGAAGUUAAAAAAGCAGUAAAAAGAGCAACUAACUUAGCUAUGGAACGUACAGGAGUGACUUACAAAAUAAGUUGGAAAAGUGUAUGGAAGAGAUAUUGGUUGUCUUUCGAAGGACUCAAAUUGAUGAAUGAUUUUGACAAUAUAGAUAGCUAUGGUAUUACAAAUAAAUCUCGCUUAAGAUUUGUAAAAAGGAAAACAGAGAAAAAAAGUAAAUAAUAGAUUCAACUCUUAUACAGAUUUAUUUGUACACUUGUUUAUUAAAUCACAACAAUUUUUUUAUGUA